Molecule: messenger RNA, 2111 nt
Organism: Carica papaya (papaya)
Lineage: Eukaryota; Viridiplantae; Streptophyta; Magnoliopsida; Brassicales; Caricaceae
Gene: ROPGEF14
Product: RHO guanyl-nucleotide exchange factor 14
Molecular function (GO): guanyl-nucleotide exchange factor activity
Source: RefSeq, a predicted model, not a curated record
CUCACCAACCCCCACCCCCCCCCCAAAGUGGCUUCUUCUCCCUGCGUACCUUUCUUUUUCCUUUCUAGAGUGACUUAAAAUACAGUGAGAAUGAUAGUAAUCACUCUUCUCCAGAGCUUGAUUCUAUCUCGAGCGCUUUGAGGCUCUGUCUCGUCGGCGGCUAUAAUCAAGAUUUCCUCGCCGCAUUCUUCAAUUUUUCUGCUUCAGUCUGCGGCUUUCACUUCUCCAUUUGAGGGGUUACACCGCAAAUUACUUCUUUGGCCACUCACAUUAAAAGUAAUUUUCCCAUCGAGAAAGAAUUUCAAAAUAAAAUUUUACUAAAAAAUAAUGGUGAUGAGAAGGAGGCUCGCUUGCUGCACUUGGGACAGAGAGAUGAGCGUCGACUUCGAUGAACAAGAGAGAGUAAUGACAUAUAAUGGUCUUGAGAAUUGCAUUCUCAACAGUCAAUCUUAUGAGGAUGAAAGUGGAACAAGCAGAGGAGAUGGGUGUGCAACUGACUCUUUGGAUGAUGAUGAUUCAAGCUGCUCUUCUAGCAAAGAUGCUUUUGGAUCAUUUUCCUCAAAAUGGUUGACAAUGAAGAGGGAUGAACAGGGUUCUGAUGAAUGGGAGCUCUCCGAAAGCCCACAGCAUUUUUAUUGCAAAGAGAAACCUGCUUAUGCCGUUCAGUUUUCAGAUGUAGAAGCAAUGAAAGAGAAAUUUGCUAAACUACUCCUGGGUGAAGAUAUUACAGGGGGUCGUAAAGGUGUCAGCACUGCAUUAGCUUUGUCAAAUGCCAUAACAAAUCUUUCUGCUUCUAUUUUUGGGGAGCUCUGGAAAUUGGAACCGUUGCCUGAGGAAAGGAAGAACAAAUGGCGAAGAGAAAUGGACUGGCUGCUCUCUCCUACAAACUAUAUGGUUGAGUUAGUCCCUGCCAAACAAAGUGGCGCCAAUGGACGAACUUUGGAGAUAAUGACACCAAAAGCUCGUGCUGAUAUUCACAUGAAUCUUCCAGCUCUUCAGAAGUUGGACUCUAUGCUUAUUGAGACACUUGACUCGAUGCUGGACACUGAGUUCUGGUAUGCAGAAGUGGGCAGCAGGGCGGAAGGAAGGAACAAGAGUGCAAGGGAGAGCAAGAGGUGGUGGCUUCCAUCACCACAAGUACCAAAAACUGGUCUUUCAGACACUGAAAGGAAGAAACUGUUCUGCCAGGGUAAGAUGGUCCACCAAAUUUUCAAGGCUGCUAAAUCCAUCAACGGAAGUAUCCUGCAGGAAAUGCCUGUGCCAGCAAUUAUCAAGGAUGCAAUUCCCAAGUCUGGAAGAGCAAACCUUGGUGAGGAUCUGUACAAGGUCUUAACAACAGAAUACUGUUCUGCUGAUGCAAUGCUCAAUUCCAUCAAUUUAAGAUCUGAACAUACUACUCUUGAGGUCAUUAGUCGAUUAGAAGCUGCUAUAUUUUCAUGGAGAGAGAGAAUCAUGGAACAAAAUAGUGGUAAAUCACCAGUUCGUAAAUCAUGGUCUUUUAUUAAGGACCCUAUGUCCGAGUUAGAUAGGACAGAGUUACUAUUGGAGCAAGCUAAAGUCCUUCUGCAAGAAAUCAAGGCCAGAAAUCCUAAUCUCCCUCAUUCAUUUCUUGAUGCUACAAAAAUUCAGUAUGGCAAGGACAUUGGGCAUUCAAUUAUAGAAGCAUAUUCCCGGGUAAUUGGAAACUUGGCUUUUAGCAUCCUGUGUCGUAUAGGAGAAAUGCAGGAAGAUAUUUCGAGCAAUCCCAACUCUCCGGCUCUCACAUAUAAUUUUCCAGAUAUAAAUAGCACCAAUAAUUCAGAAAAUCGAGUGCCUGGUGUAGAUGUAAGGCGAUCACUCUCUGAUCAGAUGAGAAGUGUGGAUGGAAGAAACUAUGAGUCUACUAGUUGUGAUAAUUUUGAUUUGGAUUCUUUGUAUAGUGAAGCAAAAACAAGUUCUGUGAAUGCAACUCCGAGUAGGGGACGUUUAUGGUGCAUGCGUAGAGAGGCUUGUAUCGGCGGUUCCCCUGUGAAAUCUCCCUAAUACCGGAGAGUUAUUUUUUAUAGACAUCUUGUAAAUUACAGCAUCAUGUGAUUAACAAGAUAGCCAAGUUAAUUUUGGUUUACCUCUUA